Messenger RNA from Limanda limanda (common dab), 3231 nucleotides. RefSeq names its product Fc receptor-like protein 5. The record is from RefSeq and is a predicted model, not a curated record. Lineage: Eukaryota; Metazoa; Chordata; Actinopteri; Pleuronectiformes; Pleuronectidae. The coding region runs from base 24 to 1898 and encodes 624 amino acids. The transcript is spliced from 14 exons.
AUGCACUACAGUGCAGCAAAAUCAUGUUGGAAGUCAGCAGUUGUACGAAAGUCAGUCAUUUUUCUUUGAAAAUGUUUGCUUCCCUCCUCGUGGUCACGCUGGGGUUGUGUUACUGCAGAAAGGACAGCAAUCAGACAUUUCUGGGGAUUCCACAGCUAAUUGGCCCGUCAAAGGCUGUUCUGGGAAAAAUUGUAGUAUUCAAAUGUGUAAUGCCAAGCCACCCAAAGAAUGAAUCUGUCCUGUUGCAGUUAAUCAAGAAGGAUAAUGCCAAGCAGCUGGGUGAGUAUACCUCCCUGUCUGGGGAAGCUGCAACCUUCUCCCUGGUCACCAGACUGUCCUAUGAGGGCAACCUUGAGUGUUGGGCCAGAGCACAGAACAACUCUCACAUCAGGCCCACUGUCAGCAGAACACACUACCUGAGGGUGGUUGAGGGAGUGAAGGGGGCACAUAUUGUUGUUCGUUCUGGUCCAGUAGAGUUCUUUCAGGGCCAGAGUCUGGAGCUGCUCUGUGAAAUUACUGCUGGAAAAAACGUGUCCUAUAAAUGGCUGCAGAAUGGUCAGCUCAUCUCUCCGUCUCCUAGUCUUCAUCUCUCAGAUAACCGUCUCUUCAUCUCCAGAACCACUUCAGAAAACACCGGCAACUACACAUGCAUUGCCAGCAACUACUACAACCAUACAGUCUUGUCAACCUCCAAAAGUCCUGAUGUUGAAAUCACAGUCAAAGAGGGAGUGAAGGAGGCACAUAUUGUUGUUCUUUCGGGUCCAGUAGAGUUCUUUCAGGGCCAGAGUCUGGAGCUGCUCUGUGAAAUUACUGCUGGAAACAACGUGUCCUAUAAAUGGCUGCAGAAUGGUCAGCUCAUCUCUCCAUCUCCUAGUCUUCAUCUCUCAGAUAACCGUCUCUUCAUCUCCAGAAUCACGUCAGAAAACACCGGUGAUUACACAUGCACUGCUACCGACUACUACAACCAAACAGUCUUGUCAACCUCCACAAGUCCUGAUGUUGAAAUCAAAGUCAAAGACGUGGUGUCAGCCCCUGCUAUCUCCUUCACUGUGCUGAAGGAGGAUUCCUACAACUACUCUGCUGUGGUCACAUGUGAGUCGGCGAAUGGGACCCGGCCUGUCACCUUUUCACUCUACAACAGGACAGAGCUGGUUGCCAGUGUGACGAGUGAUAACAGGAAGGCCAUAUUUAAGUUACCACUUGUCUUGGAUCAGUACUCGGGAGAGCUCCAGUGCAACGCGGACAACGGAGCCCAGGCUGCUCACAGUCAGUGGCUGCCCUUGGAAGUUGUCUCAGUUGGUGGGCCUGUGACCAUGCACUACGACUCCGACAUUGGAGAACACUUUGCUGUGAUUGGCCUGAAGUUGUACUGCAAGGUGGCAAAGGGAUCUCAUCCACGCUACCAGUGGUUCCUCAACAAAACCCUUCUCCGUGACAGAGGCAGUUUCUACUACGUGGUCGACCAGCCGCCAGAACAGUCAAUACUCCUGCUGUCUGUGGGGAGGAGCAGCGCUGGGACGUAUCGCUGCCAAGUGUCCGACAGCUUUGACAACACUACUGCAAUAAGCAGCAGGAAGCGAUAUUUGGAUAAAGAAGUGCUGAACCGUCUCCCUGUCUUGGUAGUGGCAGUUGUCUUCGGUUGUUUCACAACUCUGAUUCUCCUGGUGUCCGUGUGUUGUUGUGUUGGAGUGGUGUACAAUGGGGGUCUGAAGAUGGAGAGAAUGACAGUUGCCUACGAAGAUGAGCUGGAACUGUGUGAAUACGGUGAGGAUGCAGGUGUGGUGAGAUCAGCCAGAGGGGGUGAAUUUGAUCAGACAUCUGAGGCCUCUGCAGAUGAAUGGCCCCAAAUUGCAGAACAGAAGAAGACGCUGGAGGAUGAAACGUUUGAGGCGCUCUGAGGACUCAUCAUUUGCUCCAUAUAAUCACACUGCUGUGGUUAAAUAAACCCCUGCUCGUGGUGCUUCAUGUCUGUUCAAUGUUCCAACAUUUGUAUUGUACAAGGGCAACGCGGUGGUUAGAACUGUUGCCUCCCAGUGAGAAGGUUUCCAGGUUUAAAAUUCCUGAACGUCCUCUUUCUGUGUGGAAUUUACAUGUUUACUACACAUUCACCAACAGUCCAAAACAUAGGUAGGUAGGCUGGGGUUAGGUUGUGACCCAUUUAUUUACUUUACAACACUGUUAACUUUGCUAAUCCUCAUUAUUGUAUUCGCCUUCACACAGGUAAGAAGCAGUCUGUACUUUAGUUAAUCCCAGUCCAAUUUUCCAUUAGCAAUUUCAGUUUAACACAACCCAACCGGAGUACUGCUCAAAAAUGAGAUCAAACAAACAAAAACUAUAUGAUGGCUCCAACAGUAGUGUGAUUGCUAGUUUGUCUCCACAUGUUUGCCUUGUGAUGGACAGAAACUGGCUCGGUCAAAUGAUCUCUCCCCCCAUCAGCCCCCCUCCUUCCCACCCACCUCUCCCUUUGUUCUGUAGCCAAAUCCAAUCCAAUACGCAUUCUAGGCUAAAAACAUGAUGUCAAUAACCUUGUUUUGAGUCAGAAUCUGAAUGUCGGGGCUUGAGGACACUUGGAUGACACCCCAGGAGCAGUAUGGAGGCAUUUUAUUUAUUUUUAUGUUUUGUUCUUUUUUUGCGUUUAAAGUGGUGGUGACCUUUACUUCAAUUGUAUUGGGUUUGGCUGCUAACAGUGCUUGCUCUUUGUGUGAACUGUUGGGUUUCUUUAAUAUUGCAUAGUCUCAACCUUUCUUUGUAAAGUCCUUCCAUCCAUCCAUGCAUCAUCUAUAGUGCGUAUCCUUUAAAGGUUCAGUGUGUAAGAUUUAGGUGAAAAGGAUCUAUCGGCAUCAAUUGAGUAUAAAUAAUCCUAUAGCGUUGUUUUUACUGGUGAGUUUCAUCUAAACUGUACCAAUUGUUGUUUCCUUUACCUUAGAAUGGGCCCUUUAUAUUUAAACACUUUAUAUUUACAUCUGGCGUGAGUACUCUCUAUUAAGGCCACCAUGUUUUUUACAGUCGUCCAAACUGGACAAACUAAACACCUUUUGAGUUUUUAUCACAGCUGAAGACUACCUCAGGUUCUCUUUCUCUCUUCUCAUGUUUGGAAGGGAGGGUGAGGUGAGGGGUAAUCAGCUGAAACAUACAACUUCACCACUAGAUGUCACUAGAUUCCACACACUGGGCCUUUAAGGGAUGUGGGAGAAACUGGAGACAAAUACGAAAUAAAAUUCUUAAAGACAA